Molecule: messenger RNA, 879 nt
Organism: Drosophila ficusphila
Lineage: Eukaryota; Metazoa; Arthropoda; Insecta; Diptera; Drosophilidae
Exons: 1
Coding region: 1-879 (292 amino acids)
Source: RefSeq, a predicted model, not a curated record
AUGAAGCAGCCACCCUCCAGCUCCACAGCCCCUCUUACUGGCACGCACACCUCCUAUGCGGAGGCUGCCAAGAGGGUCAGAGUGGCGGUGUUACCUGCGGAGUUCCCACAGGUGCACUUGAGCCACGAUGAACUUUCCGAGUUGGAGGAGGCCAUCAUGGACGACAUAAUCACGUCGGCAUGGGACACGGCAGUUGCAUUUAGGGGCAUCCACUUCAGGGUAGGAUACCUCAUAAUCGACUGCCUGGAUCAGGAUUCAGUGGACUGGCUGAGGGCCGUUGUGCCCAUGCUCAGAACGUGGAAGGGCGUGCCCCUAGAUACCAGGGUGAGAGAAGACAUCCCCGCGGCAUUCAAUGUCAUGGUCUUGUGCCCCAGAAGCGCGGAAAGAAGUAAUGAGGAACUCCUCAUGAUGCUUGGGCGCCAGAACAGGCUGGAGACAGAUGCCUGGAAGGUGGUCUCUCGGAAGAACGACGGAGGCGGGGCACUCCUAGUCAUCGGGAUCGACCAGCUCACACGAGACGAGAUUGUAGCUAGAGGGCACCAGCUCAACUUUAGGUUCGGUACCGUCUCGGUGAGUGGGCUGAGAAAGGCGGCAAAGGUGGCCGCAGCAGAAGGACCGCCCUCUGGUCCCCCAGAUGGCAAAGUGGAGGUCAAGGAAUCUCUCGACGAGCCACAGGAGCCUAUGGGUACAGAGGAGGACCCUAGCGCCGCUAUUGAUGUGAGGAGUGAGGAUGAGGAGCAUCCUACGCCCUCCCAGGAGUCGACACAUGCGUCUCUCCUGGACUAUAACGACGAAAUGGAGGCCGACGUCACUCUGACGGAUGGCAGUGAAAGGGAACACCCGCCCCCUUCACCAAAGAUGGAGCAUCCGCUCCAGUGA